CCAAUCAUUCGCUCGACGAUCCUUAAGCCCGAAGGUUUGGUACCCCGGUUCCUCAAGUGCGACACGUCGCUGUAUCAACACGCCUAAACCCUCGCCCGUUUCCCCAUCGCUCAUUCCGACAAGUAGAAAACACAACAGAUAUAAAUAAAAAUAUAGUAGAAGCUGAAAACACCCUGUGCACACAAGGAUCAGAAGUUUUCGUUUGCAGAAGUUCCGUGCGGAAAUCCUCGCUGCAGCUAAAAGGACGAUGACUUUUCAAAGAUGCGCUUUCGUCGUGGGAAUUUUUAUCUGCUAUUCGGCGAGCUUGAUACAUGCCGAUUUUCCCAGAUUGCGAGAGGGAAGGCAGAUGAACAUCGGUGAGAUCUGCCUGCAAUAUCCGUUUCAUCCUCAAUGCCGGGGAAUUCAAAGUAAAAGAUCGUCGUCUCCAACGAACGAAGUUGACUAUCGUACCGCACACAGACUCGAGGAUCUCUUUGGAAUGACCGACAGCUCAAGGAAGUCUUCUCAUUCCUCGCGAUCCGGCAACAAUAUCGACAACAACUACGACAGAUCGAGACUUUUGACUGCACUACUGGACAGGGGCUUGAAUCCCGACGUAGUUUACGACUGGUACAUGACCCAAGUCCAGGAGAAAAAUGGCGGGAACAAAGGACAAUUCAACGAAGACAAUUUUCCGGGAAGUAGCGUGAUCGGCGAUGACUAUUAAUUUUUUAACAAUGAGCUCGUGUAAUCUACCUACGAAUCAAUUUUUUCGAUACUCAACAACAAUAUUCUUGUAUAUAUACACGUACAACUUGUCCUGCAAGCUUUCUGAAAGAAUUCUAAAAAUUGAAAACCAAAAAAUGACGAACGUGUACGUAAACGUAUAAUUGUAUAACCUGUUAUAAUUGGCAUCAUUAAAGCGAAUCGGUACCCAUGAUAUGAAACUAUUAUAUAUAUAUAUAUACAUGUGUAUAUUAUAUAUGUUAUGAUUGUUAUGCUGUUUCUGGAAUUGACAAGUAUGGAGGGUAUGUUAUAACGUUAUUGCAUAUAUUACUCUGCCACAAAUGUCGUAGAGAGAGUACCGACCUCGUUCAGUCGAAAAAUUUGAAACUGUAUUUAAGGCAGGCAUGGAAAAAGGGGGGGACAAGGCGAGAAAUACUGCGCAGUAAGCGAACUGCUUUAAAAAUUUUCGAAAUCACCAAUAUCUUGUAGGAUAAGGCUUUCGAGAGUCUGGAUUGAGCUGAACAAUACAUGACAAUUACUAUGUCACAAAUAAAGUCGAAGAAGAGCAACAUUUAGACCUAAACCCUUUUUCCAAAUAUGUAUCGAGGUUUGUACGUGAAAUAAAUCGACUUCUGGCUGUUGGACAUGAAAUGAAUU
Messenger RNA from Diprion similis, 1362 nucleotides. RefSeq lists its product as uncharacterized. Lineage: Eukaryota; Metazoa; Arthropoda; Insecta; Hymenoptera; Diprionidae. The coding region runs from base 248 to 706 and encodes 152 amino acids. The record is from RefSeq and is a predicted model, not a curated record. The transcript is spliced from 4 exons.